Molecule: messenger RNA, 3846 nt
Organism: Mya arenaria
Lineage: Eukaryota; Metazoa; Mollusca; Bivalvia; Myida; Myidae
Product: vacuolar protein sorting-associated protein 37A-like
Exons: 11
Coding region: 72-1151 (359 amino acids)
Biological process (GO): protein targeting to membrane; ubiquitin-dependent protein catabolic process via the multivesicular body sorting pathway; protein targeting to vacuole
Cellular component (GO): ESCRT I complex
Source: RefSeq, a predicted model, not a curated record
GCUUCCGGUUUCAAAACAAGGAAACAGAAAAGACAAAUUACUCAUUUUCACACGGUUAUUAGAAAAAUAAAAUGCCUUGGUUUGGCCAGGGUAAUAAAAAAGGAAAAUCCACAAACACUGAGUUACAGGUGCAGCGAGCAAAACAAAUUGAAGCUCUCCGAAGAGGGAAUUUGAGUGUUGUUGAGACCUUGAGGGAUGCUGAAUACAGAGUCACUGUUCAGAUAGUUGGGAUAAAUAUUACCUUAAUAAUUAAGCUUCCUCCUCAGUUCCCCCAGGACAGGCCAGUUGUUGAAGUCUCCCCAAAGGUCCAUCACCCCUGGGUUGACCAGCACUCCAUUGUUGUCAACUGCCCUAACAUCAAUGGGUUCACUGUACAGUCAAGUCUCCUGACGGCAGUGCAAGCUAUUGUAGAGGAGUUCAUGAGAACACCACCAGCAGUAGUUUCAAACUCUGGCUUCCAAAGUGCUCCAACCAGCAGAGGGUAUCCAUCCUUGUUCCCCUCACACAACAUCUUCAAUAAUGUUUACCCUCCCAUGCCAGAGUGCACGGAUGUAACAAACACAACCACUAAUACAGCAUCGAGUCAGUCUGGUGUUCAAGAGGGAACCUUAGAUAUUGAUCAACCAGCUAUAUCAGACUUCAGUCAACUUGAUAUCAUGAGUACAUUCCCAGAAUUGAAGCAGAAAAGCCACUCAGAGCUUCUGGAGCUGGUUAACGAAGAAGAUGAGGUAUUGGAAGUGAUUCAGGGCCUUCCUCAGGUCACGCAGGUCGUACAGCAGAGGGAGAACAUGGCCGCCAAGUGCACACAACUUGCUAAAGAUAAUUUAGCCAAAAAGCCUGUGAUAGAAGAUCUCAAAAGUCGACUGAGAGAAAAGUUCUCAGAGUUAGAAUCUGUUCAACGGGAGUUCGAGACAAGCCAAGAGCGUCAUGUCCAACUACUAGAGCAGUAUGAUCCAUCCAUUAUUCACAACAACCUGAAAGUGGCCAUAUUGGAGGCAGAGGAAGAGUCGGACAGGGUCGUUGAUGAAUUUAUUGACAAAAAUAUAAAUGUAGAUGACUUCAUAUCAAAGUUUUUAGAAAAGAGAACAUUAUACCACUCGAGGCGAGCCAAAGAAGAUAAAAUGAGUCAUCUUAUUCACCAGGGCUUCUAAAACAGCGAUUAUCCAAACUCUUAACAUUUGGUUGUGAUUGUGUAUAUUCUAGUGAUCUUUUGGACACAAUUUGUUGUUCAUAUGUACCUAUAUUUAUUUUAAUUUGCAUUUUUUAAUAGUGUUCAGGGCUAGUAUUAAUAAUCUUUUUAGUUGGUCUUAUGAUUAUGCUCAUGACUUCAUCCACUGGAGAAGGUUUGACCUUUUGCCUGAAUGUUCUAGGAGUACAUCAAAUAUCUAAUGGUGUAAAUUUGCUAUUCUCAAUUCAUAGUUGAAUGAUUAAAUCAUUCAUACGUUUGACUUCUAUAAGUCAAUGGCCAUGAUUGUAUUUAAUAUUAACCAUCGUUCUGACCUAUCAAAAUCAUAGUUACUUUAUGUUUAGUUGACAGUAUGUUGGAGGCUUAUUAUUGAUGAAAAUGAAAAUCUAGUAACAUACUCUGACAUGUGCUAUACAAACAAAAGCAGAUUUAUAAACACAGACAUGUGUGUACAUUUAAACUGCAGAUUUAUGUGCUGUACAUGCAAACUGCAGAUUUAUGCGCUGUACAUUCAAACUGCAGAUUUAUGCGCUGUACAUGCAAACUGCAGAUUUCUAAACACAGACAUGUUUUAUACAUACAAAUUGUAGAUUUAUAAUGAUAUAUUAACAAACACAAACAUUUGCUGUACAUAAAAUUGUAGAUUAAGUAUAAAUUAUUAACAUACACAAAUAUGUACUAAGCAUAAAAACUGCAGAUUCAUAAGUUUUUACAAGUGGCUAUAACACUAAAUUGUCUUAAUUUGAGUUUUUCUGCAUAUUAUAACUUAGGGCUAUUCCAUUAAAAUAAUAACCCGGGGGGGGGGGUGGGGGGGGGCAAUUAAUUUAAUAGUAUAUGGGUGGGUGUCUUUUUUUGCUGAUUUGGACAUCAAAAGGGUAAAUUUGCUUCUGUAGGGUGGUGGCAUAACUUAAAAGUGCCUUCCCCCCUGGGGUUAUAUGCUUAAUUGGAAUAGCCCUUAGAAACUCAGCGUUUUAUAUGAAGCCAAAAUUUCCUAUGGAUGUCUCAUAAAUGGUGAUUUUGUUUGCAUUUAAGUUUAGAUUCUAGGUAACUCCCAGUAAUUCUCAUACGAUUCAUAUCAAGGUGUUUUAUUUUGUCUGUCAUAUUAUUUAGAAAAAAAAAUUGCCAUUUCAUUAUUUUUUGUGUGUUUUUGUCUUAAAUUGUGCUUUUAAGAAGUUUUGAAAAAUUGGGGCCAGGGAUGAGAUUUGCAGACUUAUUGAGACUCCCUGCCGUUAAAGCACUUGGCUGGAUUUUAAAUCUCGAGGUUUUGAACCUAACCCAUCCAAUGGAAUUAGGCAAACAUCUUCACCUCUUUAAUUCCUAUUACAGGAGGAGCUGCUUGCAGUUCUGUUUCGAUGUGAAAACUGUGACUACAUCUCAGAGCAUACAUUUCAUUAAUUGUUUUGUUAUCACUAUUUUAAGCUUCAUGAUUUUCGUUGUUGUUUUUAAUUAAUUCUUGCCAUGAUCUUCUGUUGUGAAAAUUAUCUAGCAUACCCUUGUAGGUGAGAAGCAACAGUUCCUUUCUAAUUAUUGGUUGUGGAAGAAUAUGUUUUGAAUAAUGUAAGAUCAUGUUCCUGGUUUAGAAAGAGUUAGUUCUACCAUGUUUCUUUCUUAAUAUUUUUUAUACAUAUGUGUAUAAGGGUAUGGUAGGUGAUAUAUUUAGAGCUUUAUGAGUAACUUCAUGAAAGUUUAAUUUAAUCAUUAUUUUGCAAAGAUUGUGAAACAAAGGCAUGUCAUAAUAAGAAAUCUUAUAGGUGUGUCAAAAUAAGAAAUUUUAUCAUUUGUAUUGAAAAUAGACUAAUUUUCAUGAAAGUUUUAGUUUUAAUUUUUACCAUAGCUACUAAUUGUAGAUGUUAAGCUUUUCGCGAUAUCAUCUCGGGUUACGCAAAUAACUUCACAAAGUUCCAACCCAAACAAGUUGAGUAAGUCCACUGCUUUAUUACUAAUCUUCUUGAUUAUAGUAACCCUCACAUAGAUGCGAGUUAGCCGUGGGUUGAAGCUAUUUUAAUAUGGUUGGUUAGUUAAAACCAAAUCAGGUAAAAAAAGUUGAAUUAAAACAGAAAGUACCAUGAAAUUCUUAAGAUUAAAUUUUUAUUCUGUUUCAAAUGUUUAUUGAAACUGUAGCUGUUGAAAAAUAAAAAAAGAGCAAAAUAGUUUGGUGGUUGAUAUCAACCCAAUAUGUUUGGGAUCUGCUGGUCCAUCUUAUAAAGGCAUGUAUCAUACGAUCACCAUUUCCAAUCAGUAAUUUUAAGUAGUUUUUCAUAUAUAGUGCAAAACUAAGAACUUAAAUGGUCAGUUCAGGCAUAGUUAAUUGGAUUUUGCAAGUAAAAGUUUUAAUUUCAUAUGUGACACUUCAAAAAUAUUUCACUGAAAUUCUUUAUCUUACAAUAUUAUGUUUUACCCUCCUUGAUAGGAUGAUUCACGUAUGUACCGUUAUGCCAAUUAUUCAUGCAUGUAUUAUUAUUAUAUAGUAAUUACAAGAGUAUGUAACAUGAAUAUGCUCGUUGAUUUUGUACUUAGACAUUUAAUACAUAAUUGACAACUGAUCCUUACACUUAGUACAUUGCCUUUAAUGCAGAAUCAUUUUAUUGUUACUGGAUCUACUUGUGAUGAUUUUGUAUUGUGUUAUGUUUAUACAUAAAAAAAUAAAAUUUGCUCUUCAA